GAGUAUUGCUUUGAACAAAAUUGCUCCGUAUUUGAAAUACACCAGACCAGAUCAGACCGUAGAAAACUGGCCCGGUCUUGAACAAGUAAACGUACUUAGACGGGUUGAUUUUCUCCCUUAUCUUGCUGCCUGCCCACGAGUUGCGCGAAAUGACAAUUUUACCCUUGCUAAAAGCCCUCUUGCAAAUCGAAGACAAACUGACAAAUUAUAUCCAACACAACGCCUAUGUGCAUCACUCCUGAAGAAUCAACCGCAUAUUCAGAUAGAUUCAAUCAAAAUGUCUGCAAAAAUUAUCGACGGAAAAGCCAUUGCUCAGACUAUUCGAUCUGAAAUCGCCGAUGAAGUCCGUCUUCUCUCUCAAAAUCACGCUAAGGUCCCUGGACUGGCAGUAGUCAUCGUGGGCAACAGGAAGGAUUCUCAAAGCUAUGUGAAUAUGAAAAGGAAAGCAUGUGCUGAGGUGGGGAUCAAGUCCUUCGACAUAGACCUUCCUGAGCAAGUUUCAGAGCCUGAAUUGAUCGCCAAGGUUCAUGAGUUAAAUGCAAAUCCUGAAGUACAUGGUAUACUUGUUCAGCUUCCAUUGCCCAAACAUAUAAAUGAAGAAAAUGUUUUAAGUGAAAUAAGCAUCGAGAAGGAUGUAGAUGGUUUCCAUCCUCUGAACAUUGGAAAACUUGCAAUGAAAGGUAGAGACCCCCUCUUCCAGCCUUGCACACCAAAGGGCUGUCUUGAGCUUCUGUCUCGAAGCGGCAUCAGUAUAAAAGGCAAGAAGGCAGUUGUUGUAGGUCGUAGUAAUAUUGUUGGAUUGCCGGUUUCACUACUCCUCUUGAAAGCAGAUGCGACCAUUAGUAUUGUGCACUCUCGUACAACUGAUCCUGAAAGCAUCAUUCGUGAAGCUGACAUUGUCAUUGCUGCAGCAGGACAAGCCAUGAUGAUUAAAGGUGACUGGAUCAAGCCUGGUGCUGCUGUCAUCGACGUGGGGACAAAUGCAGUGGAUGAUCCAAGUAAAAAGUCAGGUUACCGUCUUGUGGGGGAUGUUGAUUUCCAUGAAGUUAGUAAAGUAGCAGGAUGGAUUACUCCUGUCCCUGGAGGUGUUGGACCCAUGACUGUAGCCAUGCUAUUGAGAAAUACUCUAGAUGGUGCCAAACGUGUGAUUGGGCAAUGAGCACUCCCUCAUCAAGGCAUGUCCCAUGAUAUUCCUCCUAUUAAGUGUUAAAUAGAAAUUUGUCUGUGUGAUUAUCUGGUUUUUGGUUUUGGUCUGUUGAUUUCGCUCAUGUUCCAUAAACAGUAUUACAUUAGACUCUUGUUGAAAGUAUCAUCUCUCACACAAGUAGAGUGGUGCUGUCUAUAUUGUUAGGGAUCAGUAUCCUGUUCAGGGAAUAAAAUUGUGUAAUUUCUGAAGAAUGUGAUAUUACAUGAUGUAUUUGUCUCUCUUGAUG
Molecule: messenger RNA, 1433 nt
Organism: Chenopodium quinoa (quinoa)
Lineage: Eukaryota; Viridiplantae; Streptophyta; Magnoliopsida; Caryophyllales; Amaranthaceae
Product: bifunctional protein FolD 2
Exons: 5
Coding region: 278-1159 (293 amino acids)
Biological process (GO): tetrahydrofolate interconversion
Cellular component (GO): cytosol
Molecular function (GO): methylenetetrahydrofolate dehydrogenase (NADP+) activity; methenyltetrahydrofolate cyclohydrolase activity
Source: RefSeq, a predicted model, not a curated record